This is a messenger RNA of Pleuronectes platessa (European plaice), 1373 nucleotides long. RefSeq names its product melatonin receptor 1C (gene mtnr1c). Gene Ontology annotation, biological process: G protein-coupled receptor signaling pathway. Lineage: Eukaryota; Metazoa; Chordata; Actinopteri; Pleuronectiformes; Pleuronectidae. Gene Ontology annotation, cellular component: membrane. The transcript is spliced from 2 exons. Gene Ontology annotation, molecular function: melatonin receptor activity. The record is from RefSeq and is a predicted model, not a curated record.
AUGGCCGCUGCGCCCUGAGGGGAGAUGGAUUUGGAGGUGAGGGAUGCGAACGCGUCGGACUGUUUGUCCCGGAAUGAGAGCGACCGCGGACCUGACGCUUCCUCCGGGGGAAUGUCCACUGCGCUGGCCAGCGUGCUGAUCUUCACCAUCGUGGUGGACAUCCUGGGCAACGUCCUCGUCAUCCUGUCCGUGUACAGGAACAAGAAACUGAGGAAUGCAGGCAACAUCUUCGUGGUGAGUCUGUCCGUGGCCGACCUGGUGGUGGCGCUGUACCCUUACCCCCUGGUGCUGACGGCCAUCUUCCACAACGACUGGACCAUGGGCGACCUGCACUGCCAGGCCAGCGGCUUCGUCAUGGGCCUCAGCGUCAUCGGCUCCAUCUUCAACAUCACGGCCAUCGCCAUCAACCGCUACUGCUACAUCUGCCACAGCCUCCACUACGACCGGCUGUACAGCCUGAGGAACACCUGCUGCUACCUGGGCCUCACCUGGCUGCUCACCGCCCUCGCCACCGUGCCCAACUUCUUCGUGGGCUCGCUGCAGUACGACCCGCGCAUCUACUCCUGCACCUUCGCCCAGACGGUCAGCUCGUACUACACCAUCUCCGUGGUGAUCAUCCACUUCCUGAUCCCGCUGCUGGUGGUGUCUUACUGCUACAUGAGGAUAUGGGUGCUGGUGAUUCAAGUGAAGCAUCGGGUCAAACCGGAGCUAAGGACCAAGCUGAAAGCGAGCGACGUGAGGAACUUCCUGACUAUGUUUAUAGUGUUUGUGUUGUUUGCCGUGUGCUGGGCUCCGCUGAAUCUCAUCGGCCUGGCUGUGGCCAUAAACCCUGAGCAGGUGGCGCCCCACAUUCCCGAGUGGCUCUUUGUCAUGAGCUACUUCAUGGCGUACUUCAACAGCUGCCUCAACGCCAUCAUAUACGGACUUCUAAAUCAAAACUUCCGUAAAGAGUACAAGACGAUCCUGCUUUCUCUUUGCGUGCCGCGUCUGCUCCUCAUGGAGACGUCCAAGUGUGCCACCGAGGGGCUGAGGAGCAAGCCCUCACCGGCGCCGACCAAUAAUAAUGUAGCGGAGCUAAAUUUAUAAACAGCGGUUAUCAUCCAGAGCCUUGUUGUGGGUGUGUGUCAUGAUUCACAAAGUGCCUUUUCACAAGAUGUGUAUCAUGUAAAGAGAUGAGCAUGUUUGAAGAGGACACUGCUUUCUCUGUUUUCCUUUCAGCAAUGUCCAACACCACAGUUCCCUCAUGUUGAGGGGAAAACCAUCAGUGUUAACAUCGUGCUGCAUCCUGACACCGCCCACUGCUUUCAAUUCAAAGACUCACCGGUUAACGUGCAGAAAAGACGAUUUUCUAUUAAAAUCUCUCCGAGUCAGAA